Ambispora leptoticha is the source of this 1057-nucleotide messenger RNA. NCBI's taxonomy places the organism in Eukaryota, Fungi, Glomeromycota, Glomeromycetes, Archaeosporales, Ambisporaceae. The record is from the annotation of a GenBank genome assembly.
UAAAAAGUUAGACAAGUAUCAGAAAGAGAAUGAAAAUUUAAGAAAUUUGGUGGCUAAUUUAGAAAAAGUUCCUGCUGAACAAGAAGCAGCCCAAAUUAAAAGAAAUCUUGCGGGAAAGGAUAUUUUUAUGUCCGACUUCAUUAAUUUACUGACAAGCAAGAGAAAAGCAUUAGGCAAAAAAAUUAGACUCAGUAAAAGAUCAUUGAAUAAUUUACAACAAAGUAAUGAUAAAUUUAAUCAACUACUAAAUCAAGAAAGAUAUCAAACUCGCCAGAUAAAUGUAGAAUUGCAGCAGGAGAAAACUAAUUAUCGCGAUGCAGUAAUCAAUUUAGUUAAAGAAAAAUCCCAAGCCAGAAAAGCAACUGUCGCUCUCAAAAAACGAGCCUUGGAGUUAAAAAAUGAUCUUAAUAGUAAACGAAAUGAAAUAAAUAAUUUAAAAACUAAAAUAACAACAGCGGAACAAGACUUAGGAAUUGGUUUAAACGCAGAGAAAGAGAAAGAGAGAGACGAAUUUGAGAGCCAGUUGGUUCAUGCCCAAACUGAAUCCAGAAACUAUAAGGAACAAUUAGAACAGCAAAAAGAUUAUCAAGAAGUCAAGCAAGAGAGGGACCAAUUAAAAACCAAACUUAACCAAAAGGAAAUUGAAUACAACAAUUCUUUGCAGCAGAAAGAAAACCAAAUAAUCACCAAAAUUAUUAGUGAAUUGAAGUUAGGCCUUGACAAAGAAGCCAAUCUAGAGCAAGUAUUAGACAAAGUCAAAGAAUUAAUUAUUAACAAAAAUCCUGAAACUAUUCUUCAUCAGCAAAUAGCCGAGAAGGAUAAGGAAAUCAAAAAACUACGAGAGCAAAAUGAGAAGAAUUACCUGCCAAUCACCAGGAAGCAAGUAGAAAAAAAAAUAAAGUCAUUAGGUAUUAAAAGUUCAAUCUACGAGAAAAAGAUGCUUCAACUUACUUCUCCGCAAGAAUUAGAAAACUUCUAUCAGGAAGUAAUCAAUAAAGAAAUUAGCAAAUCACGAGAGCAAGAAAGAAAGGUUAAUAACUUGAAUAUAGUUUUAUGA